Messenger RNA from Ceratina calcarata, 1418 nucleotides. It is a transcript of the gene Mettl2, whose product is annotated as methyltransferase-like protein. Lineage: Eukaryota; Metazoa; Arthropoda; Insecta; Hymenoptera; Apidae. Gene Ontology annotation, molecular function: tRNA (cytidine-N3)-methyltransferase activity. The transcript has 6 exons. The record is from RefSeq and is a predicted model, not a curated record. The coding region runs from base 379 to 1374 and encodes 331 amino acids.
UACACAUUGACCCAUUGAGCUUAUUCCUCUAAGGUUUAUCCUAACUGGAAUGUUAACUGUGAAACAGAGAUCAGUCUGAAACAGAUACAAAACGGGUAUUUUUGGAGAAGAAAUUAGCUUGUAUAUAAAAAACGAUCAAAUUUCGUACAAAGCACGAAAAGUCCCUUAUGGAAAUGGAAUUUGUUGCAAAACACGGUGAAAGACGUGUUCUUACUCAUAACUUACUCGUAUGAAAUCAGAACUACUUGUCUUGUAUUUCUCUGACAAUGAGAUCGCUGUUGCAGUUACUUCCUAUACAAGAGUUCACACUCCAUUUAUAUAGGAUAGCAGGUUCAGAAACAAAAAUAUGUGAUUGAUAGAUCAUAUGUACAUUCGAAGAUGGAAGAUGCUGUACCUGAACAACGGAAUGAGUUCAACGAUAAGAGGCCACAAUUUGGUAACAGAGUUCUCUCUGACAAUGACAACAUAUUUCAACACAAUGCAUGGGACAAUGUUAAAUGGGACGAAGCGCAACAAAAUUUGGCUCAGCAGAAGGUGAAUGAAAACUCAACAAUAAUUUUGUCAGAAGAGAAAAUUGAAGAAUAUGAAUCUAAAGCUGACAAGUUUUGGGACAAGUUUUAUGGGAUUCACGAAAACAAAUUUUUUAAGGACAGACAUUGGUUAUUUACAGAAUUUCCAGAACUAGCUCCUGCUACUGUGAAACAAAACGUUGAACAACCUCUGAGAUUUGUAAGUGAAAAUCCAAACAACGAUGAACAAAAGUCUCAUAUAAAAAUUGUUGAUAUACCCAGCAACGGUGGUAGCAAAAUCCUGGAAAUUGGCUGUGGUGUAGGGAACACAAUAUUUCCGAUACUUUUGUAUAACACAGAUCCAAACCUGUUUAUAUAUUGCUGUGAUUUUUCUAUAAAGGCGAUAGAUAUAUUGAAACAGAAUCCUGCUUAUGAUACAUCUAGGUGCAAAGCAUUUGUACUUGAUGCAACCAAAGAAAACUGGGAAACACCUUUCAAAUUGGAGAGUUUGGAUAUUGUUGUGUUAAUAUUUGUGCUUUCAGCUGUGCACCCAAAUAGAAUGAAGCAUGUUAUACAGCAAGUUCACAAAUAUUUGAAACCAGGUGGUUUAGUUUUAUUUCGCGAUUAUGGAAGAUACGAUUUAGCCCAGUUACGAUUUAAAAAGGGCAGCUGUAUUGCAGAAAAUUUUUAUGCUCGUGGAGAUGGAACCAGAGUAUAUUUUUUCACACAAGAGGAAGUUAGGACAUUAUUUACAAUCUGUGGCUUCACGGAAGAACAAAAUCUGGUGGAUAGAAGAUUGCAAGUUAAUAGAGGGAAGCAACUUAAAAUGUACAGAGUGUGGAUCCAAGGCAAAUAUAAGAAAUGAAUAAAUGAAUUGCCCCAAAAUAAUUGUUCAUUUCUAUUACUGCA